Molecule: messenger RNA, 453 nt
Organism: Lentinula edodes (shiitake mushroom)
Lineage: Eukaryota; Fungi; Basidiomycota; Agaricomycetes; Agaricales; Omphalotaceae
Exons: 4
Coding region: 1-453 (150 amino acids)
Source: RefSeq, a predicted model, not a curated record
AUGUUUUCAAAGACUACUCUUGCUGUCCUCGCCCUUGUUGGUUCUACUGUUGCUCAGUUCUGUCCUGAAGCUUUGCGUUUUGGUUCCCUUGCAUCAGUCUCCCCCGAGCCUAUAGUUCUUGGGCAGGAAGUGACCUUCACAGCCAAUUUUACUUGUGCCAUCGAGCUCGGUUAUGCCCCAGUAUACGUUGACUAUACUUUGGUUGUUCCAGCAGCCAACAACACUGGUUACCAACCUCCUAUCUACUUCGGACGUCGUGAUGGUCCCUCUAGUGGAAUCGAUACUUUCACGGUCACUUUUGACCCAACCUAUUCUCCUUUUACCACCUAUCCUGAUGCACAGUAUGAAAUUAUUCUCACCAGCACAUAUGCGGCCGACUCAGACAGCUACGGUACCACUUUAGUUAGCGGCUAUACUACUUACGGAGUUUCCCUUACCCAAGCUUCUGAUUGA